Molecule: messenger RNA, 1906 nt
Organism: Suillus clintonianus
Lineage: Eukaryota; Fungi; Basidiomycota; Agaricomycetes; Boletales; Suillaceae
Product: histidine phosphatase superfamily
Exons: 9
Coding region: 445-1824 (459 amino acids)
Biological process (GO): dephosphorylation
Molecular function (GO): phosphatase activity
Source: RefSeq, a predicted model, not a curated record
UUGGACAUUGCCCCCGAAAGAGCAUAAUAUCUACGUUGAGGCCACAAUCUUUGCACGAUACUCCUCAUGUCAUUCAAGCAGAACGGCAAUCUCUUUAUCCGCACAGGAGGCCUGACCUUUUUCGAGUUUUCAGCUUGCCCACUCAGGCCCUGCGGGUCAAGAAGGCUAGCGUGUGCAUGCACUUUUCAAUUUACAGCAUGGCCAUGCUCUCCGCGAGCUUCUAUGCAUUGGCUCCGUGCUGUUCCCUCCUUGCGUUUUCCAGGCCUUCUCCUUGCCUCAGCUAAUGUGAUCUAGCCUCGUCGCUUAGACAAUUGCAAGGCAUGCAAGCGCAGGGGCUGGCAUCCUACCAUGAUUUAAGGACGAGAACGCCAACAAUUUCCAAACAGACCAGCACUUCUCUCCAACUCCUUAGCCCUCACCGACUACCUACUCCCAAAAUCAAACAUGACCGACGUUCUUGGUGUUCUUGUCAUCGCCCGUAAUGGUGACCGCACAGAGUAUUAUCAAGACCCCAAGACCUAUGAGGGCUCCUACACCGAAAGCACCGCCCUCGGUGCUGCCGAGUCUCACCAGCUCGGAGCCUUUCUUCGUUCGACCUACAUGUCCUCGUCUUCUCCUUCAUAUAUCGCGGACAUGAAGACCGACCUCGUGGACACCCAUGAGGUCCACGUCCAUGCCAAGGCUGGCGGUGAGGGUACCGUGAUCUUUGACUCUGCUAUCGCCCUCCUCCAGGGUCUUUUCCCUCCCAACCCUGCCAACAAGAUCAUCCUUGCUAACGAGACCACCGUCGUUGCUCCUCUUGGUGGUUACCAGUACGUUCCCAUCGAGACUGUCGAGCCCGGUAACGACAAGUCCCUUGAGCCUUGGACCGAAUGCCCUGCUUUCGAGCAACACAUCUCCAACGUUCAUUCAUCGUCCGAGUUCAAGGCGGCCGCAAAGGCUGCUGGUCCUUUCUUCAAUUCUGUCAGGGACUAUGUUUUCGGCCGGCCUACUACUCUCGAGAAUGCUUGGAAUAUUUACGACUACGUCUCGACUGAGCUCUCUCACAACAAGACCUACGCUCACCGCCUUCCCCCCACCUUGGUUGAGCAGGCUCGUGGUUUCGCUGACUACCACGAGAACGCCAUCUUCUCGGACAAGGAUGUCGGUGGUAUUGGUAACCUGGCUGGCCGUACGAUCCUCCACACGGUCUUGAGCUCCCUCCAGCGCAUUGCAUUCAACGGUGACCCUCUGCAAUUCCUCCUCAUUGAGACCUCCUACCAUCCUUUCAUCUCCCUAUUCCACAUGCUUGAGAUGACCAAGGAGAACCCCGAUCUUGAGGGUAUCCCCAACUACGCUUCUGCUCUUGCCUUCGAGCUCCGUCGCGGACCCGCACCUGAAGACCGUGACUUCGUCAGGAUCAAGUUCAAGAACGGCACCAGCGGCGACUUCGAGACCCACCACGCUUUCGGCCACAAGUCUGACAUUGCUGCAACGGAGUUCAUCUACAGGAUCGAGAACUAUGCCAUUACCAGCCAGAAGCAAUGGGCCGCUGCUUGCAGCUCCGGUCUUGAGGACGACUGGCUCCACAUUGGCUCCCAAGACGCGAUCUCCAGCACUGUCUUUGCCAUUCUCGCUGCUGUCUUCCUUCUCGGCAUGUUCAUGCUCUCCAAGUUUGUCAAGAGCGCGCGUGCCAAGGCCCAUAAUAGCCGCAUCCGCCUUGCUGACGAUGAGGUGAGUCAGUCGCACCUACCUCAGAGUCAGUACCCCAAUUAUGGUACCCUCUCCAACAACGUCGUCGCUCAGCCUGCUUCCAUGACUGAGAAGCAGCGUCUUCCCUUGUAAGCGCCGGUCUAGUAGGAGUGGGAGAGGUUGAAAAAUAUCUUCACUGUGUGCUUCGACGGGGUCGGUUUCUUGUUUGACUAUU